Messenger RNA from Fraxinus pennsylvanica, 495 nucleotides. The record is from the annotation of a GenBank genome assembly. Lineage: Eukaryota; Viridiplantae; Streptophyta; Magnoliopsida; Lamiales; Oleaceae.
AUGGCACGUUAUAAAAGUGCCGCAGUUCCAAAAUUCGGCAUAUGGAACGAUGAUGAUCCUCAAUCUGCCAAGAAUUUUAAUAACUUUUCGAUGAUGCUCAGAAGGGAAGGAAUGUGGUGGCCUGGGAAUAUCUCUGGCACGCCGAAGCUUACAUCUCACAACAUACCAAUGCAUCAGUACAAUAAAAAUCAGAAGGAACUAGAUGGGCUAGCAGAUCCUAUGAAGAAAGAAGUUGCUGUUGUUAGGAAAAAAAUUGAUACAGUGAACAAGGAAUUAAAACCACUGGGACAGACUUGCCAGAAGAAGGAAAAAGAGUACAAAGAAGCUCUCGAGGCUUUCAAUGAUAAAAACGAGGCAUCAAGACUUGAGUACGGAGGCAUAGUGCCUAUGCACCAUGUGGAUGGAGGCAUGGUGCCUCUGCCCAAGUGUGGACGGAGGCAUGAGAUGCCUCCAUCCAAGUGUGGACGACGGCAUGAGAUGCUUCCGUCCAAGUAA